Molecule: messenger RNA, 810 nt
Organism: Striga hermonthica
Lineage: Eukaryota; Viridiplantae; Streptophyta; Magnoliopsida; Lamiales; Orobanchaceae
Source: the annotation of a GenBank genome assembly
AUGGCGCCCCGUCUGUUGAGCUGUUUCGGCAGGCGCUCCUCCGAUCCCGAGAGCCACAGCAAGGCCGCGGCGGCGGAUCUGUCGGGGGAGGAGCAGCAGCGGAGGGGCGGGCCGGUGUUGGUUGAGCUCUUCUCGUCCCAGGGCUGCGCCACCUCUCCGGAGGCGGAGCUGCUCUUCUCCCGGCUGGGCAGGGGCGACUUCAACCUGGGCGUGCCCUUGCUCCUGCUGGCUUACCACGUCGACUAUUGGGAUUAUAUGGGCUGGAAGGACCCAUUCGCCUCCACCCAGUGGACCGUCCGCCAGAAGGCCUACGUGGAGGCCCUCAACCUCGACACCAUGUUCACGCCCCAACUGGUGGUCCAAGGCCAGGCCCACUGCCUCGCCAAUCAGGAGGAGUCUAUGCUCUCCUCCAUCGUCUCCGCCCCCACCCUCCCUGGGCCCGCCUUCCAGGCAACUUUCCAAAUGGCGUCACCGGAUUCGCUUCAAGUAUCAUUGACGGGGCCUCUGAGGGCAAAAGUGGACCACUCGGGUGCUAACGUGAUGGUGGCACUAUACGAAUCGGGUCUGGUCACCAACUGCCAAGAAGGAGCUAACAAAGGUCGGAUUUUGGCCAACGACUAUGUUGUCCGGCGCCUUGAGAAGCUAUGCUCCGUGAAGGACUCAUCCGCCAAGAAAACAGUAUCGGGGACCGUGAAUUUCUCGUUGUGGGAGGGUUUCAAUGCGGCCAAAUGUGGGCUCGCCGUAUUUGUGGAGAAUUCGUCUCACCGGAUAUGCGGUUCACAGAGCAUUCAGCUGCCAGACAAGAUUUGA